ACAACACCCACAUAUAUGUCUUUCUCUCUGCAUCGAUCGAUCCAUUGUAUAUCUCUGUGUAACUGAUUGAUUAAUUGGGCUUUCUCUUCCUGAUCUUGACACCGUUCGCCAUGGCAGAGGCGAAGCAACCAUACUUGAACGGAGCCUUCUACGGCCCGUCAAUCCCGUCUGUCAGCCACCACCCCUCCCGCGGCCGCGGCUGCGGCUGCGGCUGCUGCCUUCUGAGCUUCCUCUUGAAGAUCGUCAUCUUCGUCGUCUUCCUCGUUUGCCUCGCCUUCUUCCUGUUCUGGCUCGUCUUCCGCCCCAAGGUCGUCAAGUUCCACGUCACCGACGCCGCCCUCCGCCGGUUCGACCUCAACACCGCCACCAACAUGCUCGACUACGACCUCCCCAUGAACUUGACCAUCCGUAACCCUAACAAACACAUCGGCAUCUACUACGACCGCCUCGAGGCAAGCGCUUUCUACGAGGACCAGAGGUUAGUCACCAUCCCGCUGCCGAACUUUUACCAGGGGCACAAGAACACGACCACCUUGAACCUCCACUUCAAGGGCCAGAAAAUGGUAGGUUUGCAGGCCUCGGAUCUGGAGAAGUACAAUUCCCAGAACAGCUCGGGGGCUUUCAACAUCGACGUGAAGCUCUAUCUUCGUAUCAGAUUCAAGCUGCGUGAUUUGAAAACCCAUAAGUUCAAGCCCAAGAUUAAGUGCGACUUGAAGGUUCCAUUGCAAACCUCUGGCAGCUUCGAAACUGAAAGGUGCGACAUCGAUUGGUAGUUGGUGUCAUGAUCACAUCCAUUUCCUCCAUGGCCGCAGCUCCAGGCCUUCAUAGAUGCCUACACUAUACAUACAUAUUCUUUUAUAUAUAGCAGAUUUAUUCGUAUACUUCAUACACUUUUCAUCUUUCUUUUCUACUUUUCACAUUCCUGCGAUUCCAGUUUUGGAUAUAUAUUAUGAUCAUUUCCUUGUA
Diospyros lotus (date-plum) is the source of this 966-nucleotide messenger RNA. RefSeq names its product NDR1/HIN1-like protein 10. Bases 111 to 773 code for a protein of 220 amino acids. Gene Ontology annotation, biological process: defense response to other organism. The transcript is spliced from 2 exons. The record is from RefSeq and is a predicted model, not a curated record. Lineage: Eukaryota; Viridiplantae; Streptophyta; Magnoliopsida; Ericales; Ebenaceae.